UUGUCCCGAGCAGAAGCGGCGAGGGCGACGGAGCAGGGAAAAGCAGCGCGUUCUCAACUCGGAGAUCCACAGUAUUUACGAGGAUUAACGGAGGUCUCAGUGGUCGCGCCCGUCAAACGAUAGCGUGUGUCCGUCGACGUCCUUCGAAGAGCGGGAGAGGUUUGUCUGAGCCGUGUUCGCCUUCUGGAGCGGACUGAUCCUCGACUGUGGCCUGGCGGCUCCGUCGGACUGUCGGGACGGAAUUGAGCGUCCUCGGCACAGUUUUAUCACCAAUUGACGCGGCCGAGCACUCUUUCCUCUGCGCCUUUCUGGGAAUAAUCGCCAGUUUGACGUUUUUUUAAUGCAAGACUACGGAGCUCACAGAGGACAAGUUUGAUCCAGAGUGCGCUCGUUUCGCAGUCCGAUGGCUGUUGCCUCCGCCCGGCUGUGGCGGUGUUGUGAUAACAAAAAGAGUCAUUCCAGCAAACUGUUCGUAACGAUGCUGCAACAUCUUCAAUGUUUGCUAAAGCUGGCGUGAAUGCGGAGAAGUCGCCAUCCAUUGCUGUGCUGUAAACGUGGGAGUAGCCAACCAAUCAAUCAAUCAAUCAAUCAAAGUGUAUUUAUAUAGCCCUAAAUCACAAAUGUCUCAAAGGGCUGCACAAGCCACAAAGCCAUAACAACAACCCUCCUCUGUCGGUCUAGCAUGACCCUGGAUACACUGGAUUUAUCCUCAUGUUGAAAAGAUGCCCUUUUUGCACAGACAGUCCUUGCUGCAGUAAUCUGACUCUGCUGCUUUGAGGAUUUUGGGGGACUUUUUUUUAUAUACAUUUAUUUUAUCCGAGGAUCACAUUCGAAUGGAAAAUGGGAGACGCCACCAAACUGGCCCUUGCCGUUUUCCUCAUCUCCUGUUCUUCAGGUGCAAUCCUGGGCCGCUCGGAUACACAGAAGUGCAGCUACUACAACUCCAGCUGGGAGAAGGAGCGCACUAAUCGCAGUGGCAUUGAACCAUGUUAUGGCGAUAAGGACAAGAGGCGGCACUGCUUCGCCACGUGGAAGAAUACUUCUGGCACCGUGGAGGUAGUCAAGCAAGGUUGCUGGUUGGACGACAUCAACUGCUAUGACAGCAACGAGUGCGUGGAAAAGAAGGAGAACCCUGAUGUAUUCUUCUGCUGCUGUGAAGGCAACAUGUGCAACGAGCGGUUCCUGUAUGCACCUGAUACGCCCCCACAGAGUGACACACACCAGUCAACCGCCUACACUACAUCCAACCCAUUUCCCCAGAAGCCUCAGCUCUUCAGCACUCUGCUUUACUCCCUGGUUCCUGUCAUCGGGCUGGCUGCUGUCGUCCUUUUCUCCUUCUGGAUGUGGAGGCACCACAAGUUGGCCUAUCCAGCAGCCCUUGUUCCUACACAUGAUCCCGGCCCUUCGCCCCCGUCUCCUAUCCUGGGACAAAAGCCUCUGCAGCUGAUCGAGAUGAAGGCUCGGGGUCGCUUCGGCUGCGUGUGGAAGGCCCAGCUGCUGAGCGAAUACGUGGCUGUGAAGAUCUUCCCAAUCCAGGACAAGCUGUCUUGGCAGAAUGAGUACGAGAUUUACAGCGUGAGCGGCAUGAAGCACGAAAACAUCCUCCACUUUAUCGGCGUGGAGAAGAGGAACAACAACCUCGACCUGGAGCUGUGGCUCAUCACCACCUACCAUGACAAGGGCUCGCUGACAGACUAUCUGAAGGCCAAUGUGGUGUCCUGGAACGAGCUUUGCCACAUCGCUCAGUCGGCGGCCCGCGGCCUGUCCCACCUGCACGAAGACAUACCAGGACACAAAGACGGACACAAGCCCUCCAUCGCUCACAGGGACAUCAAGAGCAAAAACGUGCUCCUGAAGAACAACCUGACGGCUUGCAUCGCCGACUUUGGCCUUGCGCUUAAAUUUGAGGCUGGGAAAUCAGCCGGGGACACGCACGGACAAGUGGGAACGCGACGUUACAUGGCUCCUGAGGUCCUCGAAGGCGCCAUCAACUUUCAGCGCGACUCCUUCCUGCGCAUCGACAUGUACGCCUUCGGCCUCGUCCUGUGGGAGCUGGCAGCGCGAUGCACCGCCGCAGAUGGUCCAGUGGACGAGUACAUGCUGCCCUUCGAGGAGGAGGUGGGUCAGCAUCCGUCUCUGGAGGACAUGCAGGAGGUGGUUGUGCACAAGAAGCUGCGACCCUGCCUUCGAGACUGUUGGCAGAAACACACGGGUCUGACCGUGCUCUGUGAAACCAUCGAGGACUGCUGGGACCACGAGGCCGAGGCACGACUCUCUGCCGGCUGCGUGGAGGAGCGCAUCGGCCAAAUGCAGCGGCAGGCUCCCAUCACCGGGCCCGAGGAGAUAGUCACCGUCGUCACCAUGGUGACCAACGUGGACCUGCCGCCCAAGGAGUCCAGCUUAUGAUCCGCCAACGGAGCGCAACCAGAUGAGCACCCAACGGGCGGCGAACGGCCAACCCUGGCUGGUUGGCUUGUCGUGUUGCUUUCAUUCUGGUUUGGUUGUUGUUUUGUUUGUUUUUUUUACUACUGGCAGCCACUCGCGCUCAGGACAUACCAUGUGACCACCUCACCGCAUCACUGGAUCUCCACCUCAUGUCAACAUGUGUGCCUGAGGAUGAGAACAGUUGACAGCAUUCAGGAUGUUGACGGUGUUGACACUCAAACAGUUUUUUCUACACGUCAGAAGGCAAGCUGCUCAACGCGUUCCUCCACAGUCAGAGAAGAUGGAUAUCCUAAACUCUGUGCAUUAAUAUAUAUAUAAUAUAUAUAUAUAGACAUAUAUAUUAUAUAUUUAUGAGCACAUGGCUCUUGAUACCGUUGCUGUUUUCUCGUGUGCGUGUUUUUUUUUUUUUUUGAAGAAGAAGAAUCGACUAACAUUCUGCCAAUAAGCAACGGCUUUUGAAUGUUUCUAGUGUAAUGCUGCUGUAAAUAGUGUAUUAUGGACCCACACCACUUGUUAAUCCAUCUUAUUUUAAGGGGCGGGAGGGCUGGAAAGGGGCAGGGAGGGUGAUCCAUUUUCAAGCAUUAUGAUAAAAAAAAACCAUAGACCUCCUUCAACCAGGUAUACCUCAGUUCAGAUGGACAAAUGAUUAGUCCCUCUCACUGUUCACACUUACUGCUCGCCCUCUGCGUCCAAACACCACCCUCGGUGCUCGUGGGUAACGUAGUCUUUAUUUUGGCUGGUUUCGUCGUGUCUCUCCUCCAGUUGUUUGCUACAAAGUCAUACGCUCGCAGAGCACGGUCAAGCUUUUGCCGUUUGUUCUGUGAAAUAACAACCAAGUCAAUCCGCCAUUGUUUCUACUUUUGAAAGGUUUCAGGUUCUGAGUCAAAAGGUGCCAGAGCUGGUUGGAGUGCACAUAUCUCAUUUGACUACUAUCAAGGAUUUUCGCUCUCAGUUUCUACGCCUCAGGAAUCUUUACUAACCCAUCCUCGUCCUUCUCAGGCCGUACGUCCUCUGGCCGCCACUUCUCCUGCUUUGUCUCCACGCUGACAGCCAAGUCGCACGACUUCACUGUCUCUUCUUCGAUUCAGGUUCUGAUCACUGACCGAGGCCAAGAACCGAGGAGUCGUAACGGCCCGGGUUUCUGUUGCCACUAAACAAAACUGCCAGUCAUGUGCUGUUUCCCCUCGCCCUCCCCCCGUCACCCGGCCCCACGUCAGACCAGACGAGACAUCUUUGAUUCUGGUGCCAUUCCUUCCACCACACUUCCUCUCGUAGAUGUCAGGCCAAACGGAUGUAUCUGCCGCCGUUGCUUCCACGACGGCGGCGCUUUGUUUUGAAGCUCAUAUUUUUUGCUCUGAGGGACUUCGAAAACCUGCAGUCUCUCCUCGAGCUUCGGGUCGGUUUCACGCGAUGCAAUUUCUGAUCGGUUGAAGAGUUUGUUUAGAAAACGGGCAAACCUGUGGAAGGUUUGUCAGAAAAGUCCCAAGACUGCCGACCCGUUUUAGUGCGAGAGACGAGGCGAUAGUUGUGGCAGGACAAUUUGUGGUAGCUCACAAUCAGCUCCUUUUGUGACUACCAUGAACUGAUUAACGUAGACCAAGACUUAAACAAGUUGAAAAACGUAUUCGGGUGUUACCAUUUAGUGGUCAAUUGUACGGAAUAUGUACUGUACUGUGCAAUCUACUUGUAACAGUUUCAAUCAAUCAAUCAAAAACCAUGUCUAGUAACUAGCAUGAAGAUAGCUAGUGGGCCAUUUGCUAUUUUUCAACGCUAAAUCUGAUACCACAAUUGGAUUCAAUUAAAUUCUUGGGGGUAAUUAUCGGAUUCAGAAUCAAUGCUCGAUUCAAAAUCGAUCCUUUUUUUAAUACCAUUGAGUGCCAGUUCUA
Nerophis lumbriciformis (worm pipefish) is the source of this 4331-nucleotide messenger RNA. RefSeq names its product activin A receptor type 2Aa (gene acvr2aa). Gene Ontology annotation, cellular component: activin receptor complex; plasma membrane. Lineage: Eukaryota; Metazoa; Chordata; Actinopteri; Syngnathiformes; Syngnathidae. Gene Ontology annotation, biological process: activin receptor signaling pathway; cellular response to growth factor stimulus; protein phosphorylation. Gene Ontology annotation, molecular function: activin receptor activity; ATP binding; activin binding. The record is from RefSeq and is a predicted model, not a curated record.